Molecule: messenger RNA, 580 nt
Organism: Guillardia theta CCMP2712
Lineage: Eukaryota; Cryptophyceae; Pyrenomonadales; Geminigeraceae
Exons: 1
Coding region: 83-445 (120 amino acids)
Source: RefSeq, a predicted model, not a curated record
GGAACCUUCGCCGCUCAGCCCCCUCCCCUCCCACCAUCCCCUCGACGACCACCAAGCCAUCAGAUACGCCCUCCGUAGCGACAUGCAGCGCCUCGAGACCGAGAGGACGCUGCUGAUCUGGGGGAUCAUGCUCGCGACGGCUACGGUGAUCGCAGUGCUUCUGGGGUACAUCUACGCGGGCCUGCACGAGCGGAGACGCAAGGAAGCUCGACCGAAGAGGCUGGCGAGCUACAGGCUGAGCGAGGAGGAGACUAUGGGAUACAGGAGGGCAAGGCUGGAGGGCGAGAAGAGGUCACCCAGCCCGGCGGGGGAGGCGGCACAAAGGAGGGCAUCAUCUGGGGGCUCUCCAAGGGGGGGGGGAGGUGUGCCAGGGAUGGUGAGGACGAGCAGCGGGAGCCGAUACUACGCGAGCCUGGUCAGUCGGAAGGUGAUGAUGAGAUCAUAAGGUUGCGAAGGUGGAACGAUGGAGAAGAGGAGGCUUCAAAACGGAUUCAAUAACAUUUUGUGCAAACUUGUAUCGGACCCCCUGACUCAGUGACGAAAAAUCAUUUGUACAUCUCAAUAAACCACUAAACGUUUG